AUGUUUGAGAAAUACCAGCCUCCUCGCAGCUACGGCAGCAGCGGCGGUGCCUUGAGCCUCACCGGGCUGGAGAGCAUGUCCGCGGCCGAAAAGACAGCACGUAUCAUGGCUGUAGCGAACGACAUGGCAGCGUCGAUAAUAUAUAUCGCCAAACAAGCCGAAGCCGGCAACCUAACCAACCGCCAGAUCAUCCCGAUCUAUAACUUCAUCGACAGCAUCCUGGGCCUCGAGCGCAGCCAGACGAAGAGCCUCAUGAGGGAGCUGGAUAAGCAAGGGUCGCAGAUCGCGCUGAUGGAGAAACAACACAGCAGGGACAUCGAGGAGCUGACCAAGUGCGCAAUGGAGACAAUCACACAGAUGAAGCUUUUGCCUCCCGCGACACAAAAAAAAAAAGGCAGAAGAGAUGAAAGUAAGCAGAAGAGAUGGAAGCAGAAGGAAGAGGAAGAACUCGUCGGGGACAAGGAAACGCUGCUGGCGGCGCGCAGGAAGUUCGUCGACAGCUGGGAAUUGCAAGACGCUGGUUGGCGCGGCGAGGACGGGGCGAAGAGUUUUACCUCGGCAUCUCGAGCGGCCGGCGCCCCAGAAGGAAAAACGCAGCAGAGGGAGGCAGAGGCAGAGGCAGAGACGGUGGAACCAGGUCGAAAUAAUAUUAUUCCAGUCAACCCCGUAAAAGCCAUAGCCAGAUAUCUUUCCUCUGUUUCUGCUGUGCCUGUUUCUGACCAGCAUUCAUCAUUCAUCCAGCUCUCUUGUGCCUCAAUAUUCCAUACGGCCGACAGUAUGAGCAGUAAGGGAGACUUCGCCGCCGUCAGGCGUGAUAUCGCUGCCCAGAUGAAGCAGCCUGGGUACGAUGAUGGAAGCGCAGGCCCUGUCUUCGUCCGGCUCGCAUGGCAUUCUGCAGGCACAUAUGACAUCGAGAGCGACACGGGAGGCUCGAACGGCGCUGGCAUGCGCUACGAGGCAGAGGGAGGAGACCCAGCCAACGCCGGACUGCAGCAUGGCCGCUCAUUUCUCGAGCCCAUCAAGGCCAAACACCCCUGGAUCACAUACUCCGACCUCUGGACGCUCGCCGGCGUCGUUGCCAUCAAGGAGAUGGGCGGCCCCGAGAUAAGCUGGAUGCCCGGCCGGACAGACUUCGUGGACGACUCCAAGGUGCCUCCUCGCGGCCGUCUUCCCGAUGCCACCAAGGGCAGCGACCAUAUCCGACACAUCUUCUACCGCAUGGGCUUCAACGACCAGGAGAUCGUGGCCCUCUCCGGCGCCCACAACCUGGGCCGCACGCACAUGGACCGCAGCGGCUUCGAGGGGCCCUGGGUCAACAACCCAACCCGGUUCUCAAACCAGUACUUCCGGCUGCUCAAGAAGCUCGAGUGGAAGCCUCGCACGCUCUCGAACGGGACGAAGCAGUUCAACUACGUCGACGAGGACGUGCCUGAGGAGGAGCGCGAGGAGCCGCUCAUGAUGCUGCCGACGGACAUGGCCCUGCUCUCGGACCCCGAGUUCGCGAUGUGGGUGGACAAGUACGCCGAGGACAAGGAGCUCUUCUUCGACCACUUCUCCAAGGCCUUCCACAAGCUGAUGGAGCUGGGCAUCAAGCGCAACGCGCAGGGCGAGGUCAUCAACACCGACAACGUCCGCGGCGGAUACAUCUCUGCGCCCAAGAAGAGCGACCGGCCAACCGCGCCAGACCAGGCUCCCAGGGCUCAUCUAUAG
This is a messenger RNA of Trichophyton benhamiae CBS 112371, 1710 nucleotides long. RefSeq names its product bifunctional catalase-peroxidase Cat2. Bases 1 to 1710 code for a protein of 569 amino acids. The record is from RefSeq and is a predicted model, not a curated record. Gene Ontology annotation, biological process: response to reactive oxygen species; hydrogen peroxide catabolic process; cellular response to oxidative stress. The transcript has 4 exons. Gene Ontology annotation, molecular function: peroxidase activity; heme binding. Lineage: Eukaryota; Fungi; Ascomycota; Eurotiomycetes; Onygenales; Arthrodermataceae.